AUGUUAGAGGAUCCAUGCAUACAUAUGAGUCAUGUUUGCGAAAAAACUAAAAAUGACGAGGAUGAUGAGACAGAAGAAUUGCGAAAAUGGGCCCUUGAAUGUAAUGUACAGCAUUCAACUUUGGAUAAGUUAUUGUUAAUUUUAAGGAAGAGGUUACUUCCUAAUCUUCCGAAAAGCUCCAAAACUUUUUUAAAUACAAAAAAUAAUUAUAAAAUAAGUAAAAUAUUGAACGAAAAGCAAGAACCAGUAGGUGAAUUCGUUUACUUUGGGAUAGAAGAAGGUUUAAGGCUAUGCGUUAAUACUAAUCUCCAUCCAAAUAGAGAAAUAAAAUUACAAUUUAAUGUUGACGGUUUACCGUUAUUUAAUUCAAGCAAGAAACAAUUUUGGCCUAUUUUAUGCAAAGUUUUUUCAAAAAUAGACGUUUAUAAACCUUUUGCUGUUGCAAUUUUUUGUGGUAAUUCUAAACCUACAAAUGUAAAUAGUUUUUUAACAGAGUUUGUUGCUGAUAUAAAUAAAAUUAUGAAUAAUGAUUUUAUAAUAGAUAAUGAACCAUUUUCUAUAACAUUACAUAGUUUUAUAUGUGAUACGCCUGCGCGAUCCUUUCUGAAAAUGACUAAAGGACAUGGGGGUUUCAGUGCAUGCGAAAGAUGCACGGUUUAUGGUUCACGAUGCGAGAACAGAACAGUUUACUGUUCUUCAAAUGCAUUAUUUCGGACAGACGAAUCAUUUAGAAAUUACGAUGAUGUUGAGCAUCACAUUGGACAUACUCCUUUAGUGAAUAUAGAACCAAAAAUUAAUUUAAUAUCGCAUUUUGUUCUGGAUUCCAUGCAUCUAUGCAGUGGAGUGACUAAAAAAAUAAUUGAAUAUUGGAUUCUGUGUUCUGGUAAAGCGCGAAUAAGUAGAGUUAAGAGAUUAGAAUUAUCACGAAGAAUGUUAAGUUUAAGAAACGCUAUACCUUAUGAAUUUCAAAGAAAACCAAGAAGUACGGAUGAUGUUAAAAUGUGGAAAGCAACUGAAUUUCGUUUUUUCCUCUUAUACUGCGGACCGAUUGUAUUAAAAAAUGUAUUAGAU
Messenger RNA from Vollenhovia emeryi, 1071 nucleotides. RefSeq lists its product as uncharacterized. The annotation marks the transcript as partial. The record is from RefSeq and is a predicted model, not a curated record. The transcript has a single exon. NCBI's taxonomy places the organism in Eukaryota, Metazoa, Arthropoda, Insecta, Hymenoptera, Formicidae.